Indicator indicator is the source of this 1398-nucleotide messenger RNA. RefSeq names its product centrosomal protein 57 like 1 (gene CEP57L1). The transcript has 10 exons. NCBI's taxonomy places the organism in Eukaryota, Metazoa, Chordata, Aves, Piciformes, Indicatoridae. Gene Ontology annotation, molecular function: gamma-tubulin binding; microtubule binding; identical protein binding. Gene Ontology annotation, cellular component: centrosome. The coding region runs from base 1 to 1398 and encodes 465 amino acids. The record is from RefSeq and is a predicted model, not a curated record.
AUGGAUUCUGAAUCAAAGAACAAUUACAUAGGAAGCUUUCUUCAGCCACCAAGUAAGAUGCUUCCUGCAGCCUUUGCUUCUGCAGAAUCAAAGAAGUUGGCAGCUGUUGGUGGUGACAGGCCUUCUGUGCCAAAUAACCAAGCUGUGGUGGCAGCCCUGAAAACUCUUCAAGAAAAGAUCCACCUACUAGAGUUGGAGAAGUCCCAGGCUGAAGAUAAUCUGUGCAGCCUCUCCAUAGCAGCUGCUCAGUGUAAGAAGGCCUUAGAGAGUGAAUCCUACAAAAAGAAUACAGCACAUCAAGAACUGAUGCAACAGAGGGAAGGUGUAAGGGUGCAGCUAAAUGCAGCUCAGUCUCGCUGCUCCCUGCUGGAGAAGCAGCUGGAUUACAUGAGAACAAUGGUUUCCAGUGCAGAACAAGAAAGGAAAAAGGUUUUAGAACAACAGGCCAAGCUUCAGAAAGAGGAAGAUCAGAACUGGUUGCAACUGCAUGCAAAACUUGAGAAGCUUGAAAUGCUAGAGAAAGAGUGUCUUAAACUUACUGCUACUCAGAGAAUUACAGAAGAGAAGAUCAAAUGCUUGGAAGAAAAGCUUUGUAAAGAAGAGCAUCAACGUAAGCUAAUGCAAGACAAAACUGCUCAGCUUCAAACAGGAUUUGAAAGAAACAGAAUUUUAGUGUCUUCAGCAACAUCUCAAAAUGAACCUAAAAAGGGAAAUAGGAAGAAGAAAAAAAAUAAGAAAAAAAAUCCUACAAUGAAGACAAAGCACCUUUCACAAUUACAUAUAAAGGCUGGUGAACUACCCUUUGUGGCUGGGAAGUCUGUCAGCUGCAGCCAUUCUGUCAGUGCAAACGUGCAGAGUGUGUUGCAUAUUAUGAAGCAUCUCAACCCACAAGCCUCAUCACCAAGCCCAGGAGGAGCUACAUCUGGGAUUUCAAGACACAAUGGACUUUCAAAAUCUAUAUCCUCCUGUUCCACAUCACCUACUGCUGCUGGAAGCCUUUCAGACCUUCUGUUGGCCAUACAAGAUGAUCUGGGCCAAAUGAGUUUUGAGCAUCAAGAGCUUCUGAAGCACUUACAGGAGACUCAAGACUCCAAAGGUCGUGAAGACCUGGAAUGGGAGCUGAAUUGCCUUGUAAAACAAAUGGAGAUUAAAGGAGAACAAAUAUCCAAGCUGGAAAAGCAUCAGGCUACUGUGCAGAAAUUAAGGAGAGAAACUCAGGAACUGAAGCAAGGGGCAGCUCAUGUCCAACCAAAGUGUGGUGAUCUAAAGGAAGCAAAGGAGAUUGUAAAGAGAAGUGUGUCCAAGUCUUGUCCUGGGCAGAAAAGCAGAAGCUCUCUUCAGCUGUUAAAAACUGUGCAGAAACUUCAGUCAAGACUGAGAAAAUGUGACAGUACCUGA